Molecule: messenger RNA, 616 nt
Organism: Striga hermonthica
Lineage: Eukaryota; Viridiplantae; Streptophyta; Magnoliopsida; Lamiales; Orobanchaceae
Source: the annotation of a GenBank genome assembly
AUCUCCUUCGUUAAAUUCAAGUUUCCUCUAUUUCUGCCAGCUUAUGGCAACCAGAGGAAGAGGCAGGGGUAGAGCCGGACGAGGGGGACGAGCAGGCCGAGGAGGUAGGGGCGGCGACCAGCAGCCAGACCCCCUUAAUCAGCAGCAGCCGCCGAUCUUUCAGCAGCCCCCACCUCAUCAGCAUCCCCCUGUCUUCCAGCAACCCCCUCCUUAUCAGGGGCAGAACCAUGUUCAGAUCAUGGGUCAGUUUCGUGUUCUGUCCCCGCCAACUUUCACCGGGGCAGACGGGCCACAAGCAGUUGAUGACUGGUUCAUGAACCUCGAGAGGAUCUUUGAGGUCCUUAACUACUCAGACCAGGAGAAGAUUGUCUGUGCCCGCUUCCAGAUGAUAGGGGACGCGGGUAGAUGGUGGUCAGAUGUUUGGCGCCUUAAGACUACAGCCGAGAGAGAUGCUAUGACCUGGGAGCAGAUGAAGCUCUUUAUUUCGGAGAGGUACUACCCUUAUCAUUUCCGGGAGCAGAUGGAGAGGCAGUUCUAUGCCCUGCAGCAGGGAAACCUAUCCGUAGAGGAGUAUGAGCGUGAAUUUACCAGACUGAGCCACUUUGCCCCGCACAUA